Molecule: messenger RNA, 2739 nt
Organism: Desarmillaria tabescens
Lineage: Eukaryota; Fungi; Basidiomycota; Agaricomycetes; Agaricales; Physalacriaceae
Exons: 6
Coding region: 1-2739 (912 amino acids)
Cellular component (GO): nucleolus; catalytic step 2 spliceosome
Molecular function (GO): RNA helicase activity; ATP binding; mRNA binding
Source: RefSeq, a predicted model, not a curated record
AUGGCAAGGAGCGCUGCGCUCAAUCCUGCCUCGAUGCCCUUCUUCCCAGGCAACGUCCGCACCAGUGACGACGAAGGCGACUUAACUUUUCGACGACAUCCCUUUCGUUCCAGCGAACCAAAUCGUAGCUCAUUUUCGUCAAUGUCUUCCGUAUCCGUUUCGCCUACAGAAUUCCGUACCGCUAGGUCUUCUCCCAGCCCGCCACAAGACGACCUAGCUAACAUGCAGAGCACUUUUAAGUCUCCUUUCGAUUUGCCGCGACGGUCGCCUUCCUUCCGCCAGGUGGAAGCGGGAAGACCGUAUCCUGUCAUAGAGAACCGAGUCUCUCGGGAGGCUAGCCUAAUGGGCAGUCUGGAGUCAUUGCCAGAGGGGGAGGACAAUGUUACUACCCCUGGACCUCUCAGCCAGGACAGCAGUGCAGCCGUUGGAUCACCCUUUUUUCCAGUGCAACAGCAGCCUCGAGAACGUUUUUCGACGCCCCCCGUCGUUCCUGGCCUUAACGGAUCAUCUCACCCCAUCAUCAGCGGUCCUACCUCCUCGUCCCCCGUGUCGUCUCUCGAUUCCGGCAGCCACCUCAACUCUGGUUCAGAUGGACAUUCCUUUGAAGCGCAGCUCAAGGCUUCUCCCUUACUUCACGAUAUACUGGAUCGCCUCGUCCGAUGUGAAUAUUCCACUCGGGAAAUUCACAGGGAUCUUGGUGAAUUGCACCGCAAAGUCAACAUACUCGUGGAUCGCUCCACUGCCACUGCUAGCAAUAUACAGCCGGAAUUCAAGGACCCCUUUGCAAGCAAUGGUCGUAGGCCAAGUUAUGCAAACCCCAUGAAUGCACCCCGCGCUUCCUUGGGCAAUAUUGCCCCUAACCAGGUCCCUCCUUCUGAGGACAUUACUUCGAUUUCUCAACGUCUAAAUACUCUCACUUCGUCCGUUGGUCAGCUUAUUGCACUCCAGACACAACAUGUCCCGCCGCCGCCAGUAUCUGGCUUGCCCAAUGGCGGUCUCAUUGGUCCUCCCAAAGCUCAUACGUCAAACCUAGAUUUCCUGUCUUCCCAGCAGCCUAAUGUUAGCGCACUGGGCCACGGAUUGCCCAACCGUCCGGAUAUGCGACCUUCGCCUCGUCUUCCAAAUCCCCCCAUGCGUACUUGGUCUACCGGAACCCUUGAUCUACCCGUGCGUCCUCCCGAAACGACAAUCGGGCGUCAGGAAGUAUUUUCUCGUGACAAACGACGCUCCGUUUCAAGUCUUAUGCGCCGUGAUUCAGCUGGGAUGUUGGAUCCAAAUGAUUCGAACUCUCCACGCGAUUCUGGCCCAAUGAUUACCAAGUGGGAACAACUUUCGCUGGCACCUGAGCUCCAGGUUUCAUUGAACUCUUUUGGUGUGGGUCCUCCAAACAAAAUACAGCAACGGGCGUUACCAUUCCUCUUGAGGGGAUCAGAUAUCAUUGCUCAAGCGCCGCCAACCCAAGAACGGAUCGCGGCAUAUGUCAUUCCGGCUAUCCAGACGGCACUGACCCACUCCGAUAGUCUGAAACCGGUGGUCCUUAUGAUAUCUACCACUGUAGAUCAAGCCACGCAAGCUCACCGCAUGAUUCGUGACCUGGGAUCUGGUAUAGGCGUCAGAUCCGUGUUGGCUGUAGGUGCCGUCAAAGACUUCCAUGCCGAGCUGCAGCUAGUCCUUUCCAACAAACCUCAAGUGGUUUGCGGCACACCCCAGAAAUUACACGCUCUGUUUACGACGCCGGGUGGUCUCGAUGGUUCAGAUGUCCGUUUCCUUGUGCUCGACGAGGUAGACCAGCUCAUCGCGCGCAAUAUGCACGAAUUCGUAUUCAAUAUUGUGAAAUUGCUACCUCCUGCUCGUUCACGCCCGCCAGGUUCGGUGACGCCCACUCCUUCGGGUAGCUCAUCGAAUAAUUCGCCUGUCCCGGGUCCCCCAGCCAGGAAGAUGUCUACUUUAGGCGGCACACCGGUCUCAGACGCCGAGGGACGUUCUAGCCCUCAAGUUGGAGAGGGUCAACAAUCUGCCGAACGCCAGACGGCGCUGUUCUCUAACACCGUCCCUCAGGACGUUUUGAACUUGGCAACAGCCAUUCAACUGAAGGAGCCUGUCAGAGUCCUUGUACGCCGGGAUGGUACGGUGACCAACAUCGAGACAUCACCAAAUUUCCGUGGUCUUCGACAGUUCUAUUUGUAUCUGGCGUUCACUGCUGGUGGGCGCUCUGAUCCUUCUCAUGUUGAAGGCGGCCUAGGAAUAAUCGGAUCAGGAAGAAGCACUUCUAGUGCCGAGAGCGUGCAAGCUCGCGAAUGGAAGCUCGAUGCGCUCGCUGAUAUACUCGAUGAUGUCGAUGUUGCGCAGGCCAUCGUUCAUGUUGGCGGUGUCACCGCGUUAGAUGCGGUUGUGUAUAAAUUGGCUAGUCGUGGUUUGGAGGCUAUUCCUCUGCAUGGCGAUAUGAAUUCUACGACCAAAUUGGCUGCUCUGAGCAAGUUUAAGAGCUCGCCCUCUGUUGUCAUGAGACAACCUGUAACAAAAAUUCUUGUUAUUUACGAUGUUCACGUUCAAGAAAUAUCUCAAAUUCCAUUGAUUAUAAAUUAUGAUUUACCGAAAGCCGUCGAGGAGUACACUCAUCGCAUUGCCCCUGCCGUCGCACCUAAUAAUUACUCCCGUGGAGGGGUCAUAAUCAACUUCGUAACUGCUACAGGUGGUGACGUCGAGAUGCUCCGAUCCAUCGAGUGUUUCCACAAGUAA